CUUUUUCUAUCUAAAAGCAAGACAACAACUGAAAGUUAAGACUUUCAUAAGAGAUUCCUUUGCAAACUCAAAGCCUUGAAGAAGAAGAACAAGCAAUGCUUAUCUUCACCCCUUUGCAUUGUGAUCCAAAACCACAUCCUCCAUGAAAGCAUAUCUAAGCUUUCUUGCCUCCCCAUCACAUCAUAGAAGAAACCCUAAAAAUCCAACAUCAAAACCACCAUCCCCCAAUGUCAUUUCUCCAUAAACAUCUUGCAUACACUUCCAAUUUCUUUCAUCUCAAUUUCAUCAAAUGGAGAAUAUAGCUAAGCGACUAAGAAUUGAAUUUUUUGGGGAAGAGGAAGAACCAGUUAAGGAGCAUAGGCUACCUGUUCAAAAGGUUCCAUCUUUCAAAGAGAAGAGAGAGAAAAGCUGGUGGAGAAGGCAGCUCUCUGGCCUAAUGAGUUCCUUCGAUUCGAAUGAAAUCAGCGAGCCUGAAACAGUCAUGGCAGCCGUAGCAUACGCCAUUACAACUCUCGAAGAAUCAGAAUCUCAGGUGAAGAGAAGGUUUAGUGAGAGAAAGGACGCCCGUUUUAUACCCACCAAGAGCAAGAAGGACGAGGGAUUUACGACACCCACAGGUGAUGUUUCAGGGAGAAAACCAGAACCUCAAAGUGAUCGUAAAACGCUAGAAAAUAUCACUCUCCAAACAGACCCAACUGCUCGAAAGGCUCCAAUUUUCACCGAGAAAGAUCGAAAACCGACGAUUUCCGGCAACCAGCAGCAAGACACCAAGCUUGGAAAGACAGAUUCAAGCGUGCCUGACCCCUCAGUUUCCUUAAAACCCGCAGUCUUAAUGAAACCGGAGCGUAAAAAUACGACAGGGAGAGUGAAACCAGUGUCUGUCAAGGCGGGAGCAAAGGCUGAUGCUUGGGAGAAGGCUCGAAUGGAAAAAAUAAAAAAGCGGUACGAUAUGGACGUGUCGGUAAUCAAAGACUGGGAGAAGAGGAAGAAAGAGAAGGCAUAUGAUAGAUUACAUGAAAAUCAGCAAGCAUUGAUCGGUUUCCGGGAGUUGCAGAGGCAGCUUGAAGCGAAAAGCAACAAGGCCACAGGCGAGUACAACAGAGACAUGGAAAGGAUUGAAAAGAAUGCCAAAGAGGUGAGGAUCUAUGUUGAAGCGAAGAUGCUCAGCGAAGAGACCAAGACCAAAGACAAGGCCAAUAAGAUAAGGUCGACAGGUCGGAGUCGGUCAGCAUGUCGAUGCUUCUAACAGAAAUCACCAUCUCUCUCUCUCCUCCAUGGUUUGCAUGGAUCUUUAUAAUGGAGGGUCAAAAUUAUAGUUUGAGUGUAUCCAUUAAAGCUGAUAGGCAGGCAGUGGUUAUUAGUGUUGUGGUCCUCGGAAGCUUGUCAGUGGUGUAUAUUAACAACAAAAGUGAAUAAAAGAAGGAUGCAGUUGGUACAA
Molecule: messenger RNA, 1438 nt
Organism: Amborella trichopoda
Lineage: Eukaryota; Viridiplantae; Streptophyta; Magnoliopsida; Amborellales; Amborellaceae
Source: RefSeq, a predicted model, not a curated record